This is a messenger RNA of Osmerus eperlanus (European smelt), 1792 nucleotides long. It is a transcript of the gene ptp4a1, whose product is annotated as protein tyrosine phosphatase 4A1. Gene Ontology annotation, biological process: protein dephosphorylation. The transcript has 6 exons. Bases 171 to 692 code for a protein of 173 amino acids. Gene Ontology annotation, molecular function: protein tyrosine phosphatase activity; protein tyrosine/serine/threonine phosphatase activity. NCBI's taxonomy places the organism in Eukaryota, Metazoa, Chordata, Actinopteri, Osmeriformes, Osmeridae. Gene Ontology annotation, cellular component: cytoplasm; nucleus. The record is from RefSeq and is a predicted model, not a curated record.
GUCUGAAUGGGGUAACUCCACCUGCAGCACACUGCCCUUGUUGGCUUCUGCUUAGCCAGAAUCAAGGUGGAACCUCCCUCGUUUUAUCAAAGGAGAGGGGUUGGAAUUUGAUUGUCCAUCAUUUUUUGUAUUUUAGCUGUGGAAAACCUUGUUUUAUCAACAGUAUUACAAUGGCUCGUAUGAACAGACCUGCUCCUGUGGAGAUCACCUACAAAAACAUGAGGUUUCUCAUUACCCACAAUCCUACUAAUGCCACUCUGAAUAAAUUCAUUGAGGAGCUGAAGAAGUAUGGAGUGACUACUGUUGUGAGAGUAUGCGAGGCCACCUAUGAUGCCACUUUGGUAGGGAAGGAAGGAAUUCAGGUUCUGGAUUGGCCAUUUGACGAUGGAGCUCCACCUUCUAACCAGAUUGUUGAUGAUUGGUUGAACCUCCUGAAGGUGAAGUUUAGGGAGGAGCCUGGUUGCUGCAUUGCUGUUCACUGUGUAGCCGGACUGGGAAGAGCUCCUGUCUUGGUUGCCCUUGCCAUGAUUGAAUGCGGAAUGAAAUAUGAAGAUGCAGUCCAGUUCAUUCGGCAGAAACGUCGAGGAGCAUUCAACAGCAAGCAGCUAUUCUAUCUAGAAAAGUAUCGUCCAAAGAUGCGCCUGCGCUUCAAAGACUCCAAUGGCCAUCGUAACAACUGCUGCAUCCAGUAGUGCCAAUUCUGGUCCAAGCCAACUCCCCUAUAAAUAAAGAAAAAUGUAAUCUUCAACUUGUUACCUUGAAGACUUGAGUUUUUAGUUAGUCCAUAAUCAUUGUGUUGAAGUACUUUCAUAGGAAAUUAUCCUUAGUAAUUGAAGUGUUUCCAUUUUAUUCUUCAAUUUAAGAUGUCAGAUAUCAUGAAAAGAAGUUUGUGACCCAGUAACAGUGAGUGUUCUCUUAAUGUACCCCUCAGAAUUUGCCCAUAGGAAAGAUUGAGUUGAGCCCAUCAACAAAAAAUAUCAUUUUUUUUGUUGAUGGGCUCAACUCACUCAAUCUUUAUCAGUAUAUAUAUUAUAUAUACGUGUGUGUGUGUGUGUGUGUGUGUGUGUAUAUUAUAUAUAUAUACUGAUAAAGAUUGAGUGAUUACCUACAGUAAUAUAUAUAUAUAUAUAUAUAUAUAUUACUGUAGGUGUGAAAACAUCCCAAAGUUUUGAGUGCAAGGAGCUCUUAGAAUUAUAAUUGUUCAAAGAUAUCAUGAUAGAACAUAGUAGUUAAGUAUACCUCUUAAUGUUAUCAAGUUGAAGAUUUAAUAAAAAUAUGUAUGCACUCCAUGGUUAAUACUUACAUGCCUUACAAUUUAAAUGGAACAAGGCUAUGGAGUCUGAGUUUGCAUCCGAUAGAUAGUCUUCAUUUUUCUACAUGGAACAGAAUGUUGCCUUUGUCUUGUGCAGGACGUCUACACACACUUAUCCGCUUUCAGUAACUAUUUUGAAUAUAAAAUGCUUUUCUUUCAAUAUUUGUUCAUUGAAAGUCUGGGAUCUUGUAAUUUUUAUUUUCCUUAUCAAACUAUUGUUUACUAAUGACUGCCAUGUCCAAAAUGUGAUUUUGUGUUUUUGCUUCAAACUAUGUCUGCAAUAUUUUGUAUGCCUUUUUAUUUUAUUUGUGUAACUUAAUACUUGGAUACUUGAUUUAUGUAUUUGAAACUGUGUAUUAUUAUUAUUAUUAUUAGGUUGGCUAUUUAUACUAUCAGUGGAUGUGUGUUUUAGUACCAUGAGCGACAAAUUGUAACUGUUCACCAACUUGUGAGAGUACAUUAAAAUGAUACACUGAAAAA